This is a messenger RNA of Penicillium digitatum Pd1, 1821 nucleotides long. The record is from RefSeq and is a predicted model, not a curated record. Lineage: Eukaryota; Fungi; Ascomycota; Eurotiomycetes; Eurotiales; Aspergillaceae.
AUGAUUGAUCACAUUAGCUUUGAAAAGCAGGAGACGGGCAAGACAGCCAACUCAGCCAACUCAGCCCCAGGGCAUUCGAGGCCCUCAAACAAUAUCUCAGCUCAACAAAUUCGCGAUGAUUGGGACCGCCGGCAAGCUGAGGCACAGCGCCAGUCUGACCAAGCUGAACAGGAAUCAUCCAAUUCAAUUGAAGAAUCCAGGUCUCCAUCGGUAUUGAGGUCACCGGAGGACCCGAUCAAAAAGCGCAAGCGCCAACAAGCCAUUGCAAGGAUCAAAAAUAGCAAGGAGUUUGCUAAGCGCAAGGCUCGCUUUAGUGGCGAUUACGGUGAUGAGAAUGAUGACGAUUUCCUUGCGCUACAGAUCCAUGAAGAAAGAAACCGACCGAAACCGGGUCAGCUUGCAAACUGCGAGAUCUGCGACAAGCGUUUUACUGUAACUCCCUACAGCAAGGCCGGUCCGAACGGAGGAUUGCUUUGCGUUGAUUGCUCUAAGAAGCAAAAGAACGACGAGAAAAAGCCUCCGGCCAAGAAACGUGCCCCUGGAAUUGGACGCCGUCAGAAUCAAGCUAACCUACUUGAUGGGCUGACUCCUCAUGGCACUCAGAGUCUGCUGGAAACCUGCAUCAAGAAAGUGGCAGAUUAUAUCCAUGACGUUGAGGAUUUCGGUGAUUUGCCUCCUUCUUUGCUGUUACGUCUCGGUCAGAUCUUGUCCAGAAGGCGGGCCGUGACUUCACGGACCUUGGAUCUGUUCUUACGACCUCAAUACACAUCUAUCGACCUGUUCGAUUGUGCUAAACUUGGUACGGAUGAUUACCACAAGAUCCUGGCUUCCAUGCCUCGUCUUACAAAGGUCAAUCUUCGGUUUACCACUCCAAUGAAGGACCAGAUCUUCCACUAUAUGAUGGAGCGUGAUAUGAAGAUCAAAGAUCUCCAUCUAGAUGGGCCAAACCUUGUGACUGAUGCCUGUUGGCGCCAACUUUUCAUGAAACUUGGUCAUCGUUUCCUGAGCAUCAAGCUGUGGAACCUAGAUUCUACCUUUGAUAACGAAACUGCUCGAGUAAUGUGCCUUCAUUGCCCUAACCUUCAGCGAUUGAAACUGAAGUUUUUACACAAAAUUGGCAAUGACACGCUUGACGGAAUUUUGACGCUCAAGUCGCUUCAGCAUUUGUCGUUGCGUUUUCUUGGGGAGAUUGAGACUAAGACUGAGCCUCUCCUUGAAAUCCUGAGUAGUAUUGGCCCACAACUGGAAACCCUCUCUCUGGAGGAAUUCCAGUUCGCCGAUGAUCGACUCUUGCUGCAUAUCCAUGAGCACUGCAGUCAUCUGACCAAACUUCGUCUUACUCUCAAUUCGACCUUCACCGAUAAGGGUCUAGCCGCGUUCUUCACAGGCUGGUCUAAUCCGGCCCUUACCUAUGUGGACUUGAACUCCCUCCGGGACGUGGACAUGUCGAAUCCCGCCGGUCCGGAGGAGCCUAUAGGGCUUGCAUCCGAUGGCUUCGUUGCGCUCAUGGAACAUUCGGGCUCGAAAAUUCAACACUUGAACAUCGCGUCGUGCCGUCACGUUUCAUACAAAGCGUUCGAGCAGGUUUUCGCAGAAGGCAAGGCAUAUCCCAACCUCAAAUAUCUUGACAUUUCCUUCAGCACUGUCGUGGACGACUACAUUGCGCAGCGCAUCUUCCGGUGCUGUCCGGCCCUUCAGAGACUUGUUGUCUUUGCUUGCUUCAACAUUCGCGAUGUCCAUAUCCCUAGAGAACUUGCUCUGAUCGGGACUGUAGGAGCGACUAUCAAAAUCGAUGGAAUCACCCAGACUGAGACCAUCUGA